UUCUCUGCAGACAUUUUUAAUUACGAGAAGUCAGAAUAGGCUGAUCGCAGCUUCUGGCAUGGCAGACCAGAAGCGCCUUGCCUUCUCCAUCAUCCAGUUUCUGCACGACCAGCUACAAAAUGGGGGUCUUUCUCCAGAUGCUCAGGAGAGCUUGGAAGUUGCCAUCCAGUGUCUGGAGACAGCUUUUGGGGUCUCCAUGGAAGACCGAGAUCUAGCUGUGUCUCAGACCCUUCCUGAAAUCUUUGAAGCUGCUGCAGGAAAGGAGCCUGAACACAUCCGAGCAAAUUCAGAGCCCGUCACCCCCUCAGAAGAUGACAUAGCUGAAGCUGAAAGACUCAAGACUGAAGGAAAUGAACAAAUGAAGGCAGAAAACUUUGAAGCUGCUGUAUCUUUCUAUGGAAAAGCAAUUGAAUUAAAUCCAUCCAAUGCAGUGUAUUUUUGCAACAGAGCUGCUGCAUACAGUAAAUUAGGAAAUUAUGCUGGAGCAGUCAGAGACUGUGAAAGAGCUAUAGGCAUUGAUCCAAACUACAGCAAAGCCUACGGCAGAAUGGGCUUAGCUCUCUCCAGUUUAAAUAAACACACAGAAGCUGUUGUCUACUAUAAAAAAGCCCUGGAGCUGGAUCCAGACAACGAAACGUACAAGUCAAACCUCAAAAUAGCUGAACAGAAAAUGAAAGAGACCCCCAGUCCAACCGGAGGCCCAGGAGGAUUCGAUUUAGCUGGUUUGCUGAACAACCCUGGCUUCAUGAGUAUGGCAUCUAACCUAAUGAACAAUCCACAAGUACAACAGCUCAUGUCUGGGAUGAUUUCUGGUGGCCAUAAUCCCAUGGGAGCAACAGGCACCAGCCCUUCCACAAACGAUCUCGCCAGCCUCAUACAAGCGGGCCAACAGUUCGCUCAGCAGAUGCAGCAGCAGAACCCUGAAUUAAUAGAGCAGCUACGAAGUCAGAUUAGGAGUCGGACUCCAAGUGCCAGUAACGAAGUUUUUUGGAAUGAGCAGUCCAGCACAGUCCGUGGAAACUGUUAUUUGCUUUAAAAACUGGAAGCCAUGUGCGUGUUGCCAUUUCUUGAGUUGGAAGUGUCCAAGAGAGGGGAAAAAAAAUGGAUAAAUGAAACACUUUAUAUGACCUGCAUGUCAACAAGAAAUUCACGCUUUCUUUCCCUGGUCUUCGUCCCUGCUCCUCCCCCUCGGCCUUUCCAUUCAUUUUUUUUCUUCUGGGAAGAUCCAGCAAGCUGAACAUGAACCAGCAUCAACAGUCUUUCUAAAGAAACUCAGAAAAUUAACUGUAUUGUUACAUUUCUAUGUUAUUUGCUACAUGGGAAUUUUUUUACCCAUUUUUCAGGAAUAAUGUACUCUUCACUACGGGGAUGUCUUCACUUUUACUGCCCACGUGCCACUUCAAAGAAGUGUUAAGUCCUGCCCCAUCCCACCCCAUUCAAUCUUCUUGCCACAGUUGUGCGAGGGCAGCGUUU
Molecule: messenger RNA, 1473 nt
Organism: Tinamus guttatus (white-throated tinamou)
Lineage: Eukaryota; Metazoa; Chordata; Aves; Tinamiformes; Tinamidae
Source: RefSeq, a predicted model, not a curated record